CUAUGCUAUACGAUUCAGAGGGCUUUAUGGACGAACAUGGCCAGUGCAAUUCCCACCAUGCACUGAUCGGGAUACCUUCAAGGUUCUUUAUGGUGUUGACCCUAGCCUUGCUGAGAAAAUCGGUAAACGUCACAUUGUCCAGAUCUUUAUUAGUUUUGCUCAAAGGCUGACGCUACCUGUGUCCAGAUUACAUGCCGACAGUUCAAGUACUGGAGAGACAUGCCACGGUCCGCGCUUCGUGUAGAUUUCAAAUGACCGCCCUGUUCGAGGAGAAAUUUCAAGCAUUCAUACGCGCUUUGAAAGCCACAGACUACGCUGGUGAUUACCUGAAUUUCCAAUCAGAUCAGGUUGCAGAGCUUCUGUUCGCAUACCAAGAGUUCUGGAAGGCUAGCAGCCAGUGCCAGCCACUAUGGUGAUCCUAGGGGACUGCUUCCAUACUUACUAUUUGGCAGUCCUCCUGCAGAAAAAAUAAUGGGGACUAUAUAACUAUUCUUAGUAUUAUAUGUCCCUUACACAUGAGGUAUAGAUGUUAUAAGAAACUGUGGACCAAUAUAAUACUGUAUCAGCUAGAAAUGGCUGUCUUGACACCUUUUUAGUCAAACGGUAUGGCUGACAGAAACAGAAUAAAAAGAAAUACAAGGACA
This is a messenger RNA of Aspergillus ochraceoroseus IBT 24754, 644 nucleotides long. RefSeq lists its product as uncharacterized. The transcript has a single exon. Lineage: Eukaryota; Fungi; Ascomycota; Eurotiomycetes; Eurotiales; Aspergillaceae. The coding region runs from base 192 to 416 and encodes 74 amino acids. The record is from RefSeq and is a predicted model, not a curated record.